Messenger RNA from Selaginella moellendorffii, 2623 nucleotides. RefSeq names its product protein ZGRF1-like. Bases 1 to 2448 code for a protein of 815 amino acids. Gene Ontology annotation, molecular function: helicase activity; zinc ion binding. NCBI's taxonomy places the organism in Eukaryota, Viridiplantae, Streptophyta, Lycopodiopsida, Selaginellales, Selaginellaceae. The record is from RefSeq and is a predicted model, not a curated record. The transcript is spliced from 25 exons.
AUGGAAGGGAAAUGGGCAGCUCUAUACGCGAAGCGCACCGCCAAGAAGAACAAAAGCUUCCAGGAUGGAUUCCUUCUCGUUAAGGCGAACAAGCUCGUGCUGCUGGAUGAAGGAGAAAAUCCGCUGGACGAGAAAUUUAGAGGGCAAAGGGAUGUUGUGAUGCAAGGGAGCGACCUAGAGUUUGAUCGAUACAUCGUGCAAGUGGAUAGUCGGGUUGGUGGUACCGAUGCUACCGGCGGAUCGAGCUCCACGAAAAAAGAUUUGGCUGCAGAGGAGGAGGAUUUGUCUCAGACAAAAACCAAGGCUCUCUACUUCCCGCUCAAGAAGAAACUAAAGCCGAGCAUCGAACGAAGAACAACCAAUCAGAUUCUUGAUAGACUCCGAAUGCCAAAUGGAUUUUCUCAACAAAGGAGCUCUCAGAAUGCGCAAGCCUCCCAAGUUUUUGUUUGCGACGAGAAUGGGAAAAACGCGUCUUUGUGUUUGAGGCUAAACAUUGUGCCCGAUGUCACUCCUCCAGUUCAGUUUUACUUCCAAGCUGCUGGACAGUUACAAAGAAACGUCGCCAUUCCAGACAAGUUCAAGGAUUGCUCCGAGUACAAGGAAGUUAUGUCUUCAGCACUGAUCGAAGAGAUUUCCCUGAUGAUUUCCGACUUUGCCAGGCGUUUCAACUCUGCAAAAGAAAAGAUCCAAGCUGCUAUUAAGCCCUCUUGCAGCCACGGAGAGUGCGAGCUACGCCGAAAUGACGAGGAUGGAGACUUUAAAGGGCGUUGGUUUUAUACUUGUUCAAGGAAUCCGCCUUGUAUGAAGUCCUGGGCAGACACUGCAAGUGGUAAGAGCGCCCAACUAUCUGCCGACGAACUCGAAAGACUUUAUGCUUCUUAUGACAUUAACCUCUAUGCGCACUGUCACCUAGUGAGAAGAUCUUCAAGGCCCGGAUACAUAAACAUCCAUUUGGGAAGAACUGUUCCCUUGAACUAUGCGAAGGGAGAUUUGAUGGUCAUUAGUUCCAGUUCAAACUUCCCGGAGAAAAACAGCGAGGAGUUCACUGUUGUGGCUACAAGUGAAUCGUUUGGCUCUUCUAGGAAUGCAGCCGUAGAGUUACGACUACAUGGACAACCAGUACCAAUAAGAGAAGGAAAGAAAAUAUAUGUCUUACAAGGGCCUAGUCUUCAAUCGGAGCUGACGAUGCUCGAUUGUAUAAGAAAGAUCCAAUCCUCCAGUACGCCGUUGUUACCUCUUCUUAUGGGAUCGGAUACGUAUGUGCCUAGACAGGCUGUAAUUCCGACGAGUAUGGACCGCGUAGCUAAAGAGGCAAUCUUUAAAUACAACCUGAACAGUGACCAGGCAAAAGUUUUGUUUACAGUGGGCGGAUGGUUUACAUCGGAAGAUAUCACUAUGCCCCGUGUCUGUCUCGUACAUGGACCAUUUGGAUCGGGAAAAAGUCACCUUCUCGUGGCGUUGGUUAUUUUUCUUUCAGAGAUUUUGAACAAACAAAAUGACUUCUCUACCAGGUUUAUCAUUGCAAGUGCAACUAAUAGCGCCGUUGACAGGGUGUUAACAGGGCUCUUAGAGCAUGGUUUUGAUGACUUUCUACGCGUGGGUUCUCUUGGCAAAAUUGCUAGCAAUAUUCUUCCCUAUUCUGUGCACGCAGCCUCAAAAAACUGCAAGGAGGAAGAUGAUGCCGAAAAAGACUUAAAAGGGCUGUUGAAAGAUGCAGUUGGAAAGGAGAGAGCGAGGAUUGAAAACGAGCUGAAAGCAAUAAAAGAUGGAAAACUAAAUCACCGCAAGACGAGGUUACAAAAAGUACGCGCUGUUGGGGUCACUUGCUGUUCUACAAUCAAUGAGGUUUUGCAUGGCAAUACGUUCAAGAUGUGUUUUCUGGAUGAAUGUUCGCAAAUAGUGGAGCCAUUGAGUUUGUUACCUAUAUCCCAAUUUCGAUGUGAAAGACUUGUCGCUGUCGGUGAUCCACAGCAACUUCCUCCAGUUCUUUCACCAACUGAAACAAACAGUUUUGCGAAGUCUGCAGAUCUUUCAAGGACUCUCUUUGAAAGGUUAGCGGCUCUUGGACACCGUCCUGUACCCCUUCAGACGCAGUAUCGUUGUCAUCCAAGAUUAUCAAGAGUCCCCAAUCGUUUGUUUUACGAAGGACGACUUGUCGACGGGUGCAGUGAGAUGGAGCGAUCGGCUUUGCUUCUUAGUAUACCACCUUUGGUGUUCUGCGACACAUGCAAGGAAGGAAAAGAAAAGAAGGAUUUCUUGACAGGAAGCUAUUCAAAUCCUUAUGAAGCAGAGACGGUGUGUUCCUUUGUCAAACUUCUAAUUUCGAAGACGAUUUCGGGGUCACAAAUUGGAGUGAUCGCUCUGUACAAAUCACAGUUUGAUACGUCAAAUGCUGUACCCCAAAGAUGCGUGUCCUGGUUUUGGAAGGAAGAAAGAAACCGCUCAUAGUGAAGUGGAAAAUGUUAAAGUGUCAACAGUUGACGCAUUUCAAGGCCUAGAGAAAGACGUGAUCAUCCUAUCUUGUUGCCGGACGGCUGGUUUGGGAUUUCUGGCAUCCAAGCAGAGGCUAAAUGUUGCUCUUACUCGAGCUAGACAUCAUCUUUUCAUAAUUGGAAGUGCAUCC